Messenger RNA from Hirsutella rhossiliensis, 1101 nucleotides. Its product is annotated as reverse transcriptase (RNA-dependent DNA polymerase) domain-containing protein. The coding region runs from base 1 to 1101 and encodes 366 amino acids. The transcript has 2 exons. The record is from RefSeq and is a predicted model, not a curated record. Lineage: Eukaryota; Fungi; Ascomycota; Sordariomycetes; Hypocreales; Ophiocordycipitaceae.
AUGAUGGCCCUAAUGUGCAAGUUUGACCUAGAAUCACGGCACCUUGACGCUGUGAACGCUUUUACCAAUGCCGAGUUAGACGAACUCGUCUAUGUCGAAUUCCCCGAUGGAUUCAAACGCUUUGGCUGGGUUCUCAAGCUUCUCCGAGCCCUGUAUGGUCUACGAAGAUCACCCUUGCUCUGGCAGAAAGAACUCACGACCACCUUUGCAGAACUAGGCCUCGAGACCUGUUCUGAUGAACCGUGCAUCCAGAUGAAUGACUGGUGCAUCAUUUUCUUCUUUGUGGAUGACAUCUCGAUUCUUUAUCGGCAAAAGAACGAGGACAAUGUCAACCAUCUGAUCACACGACUCAAACGACACUACGAACUCACCGAUCAAGAAAACCGGAUCGAUCAACUUCGUUGCGAUCUCAACCCGACCGAUGUUUCCUUUGGUGUUAGCAAACUUGCUGAACACAUGAUGAACCCGUCUUCCAAGCACCAUGAAGUCAUGGAUCAGAUGCUUGAGUAUCUAUUUGCUACGAGAUUCUUCGCGCUUGAGUUCUCGGGAGACUCCAACGAGCUCCACCUCCUCACCAAGCCAAAAGAAAUCCGUAUUGCUACCGAUGCUGCUUUUGCAGACAAUCCCGACUCGAGGAAAUCCUCCCAAGGAUGCCUCAUCACUCUCUUCAACGGUCCCAUUUGGUGGAAUGCCACAAAGCAAGCCACAGUCACAACUUCCUCGACUGAGGCAGAGCUCCUCGCCUUCACUCACACUGCCAAGGAAACUCUCAGCCUCCUUCGACUCUUCAAGCAAAUCGAUCUUCAGCUUGACAACGACCCUAUCAUUGAGUGUGACAACACGCAAACGAUCAGGCUUAUCACAGCUGACGUUCCCCGUGUCAGAACCGCGCUUAAGCACGUUGAUAUUCACAACGCCUGGGCAAGGCAAACGUUCCAAGAAGGCCACUUUGAGGUUGAGUACGUCCCAACAAACCAAAUGAUCGCGGAUGGUCUCACCAAAGCACUGCCUGGCCAAGCCUUCAAGGCCUUUGUUCAGCAACUUGGUCUUAUUGACAUUUCCCCACGAAUUCACCACGUUCCCUCCGACGACGAGGAGUGA